Messenger RNA from Vespula pensylvanica (western yellowjacket), 1643 nucleotides. Its product is annotated as isoaspartyl peptidase/L-asparaginase-like. Gene Ontology annotation, molecular function: hydrolase activity. The transcript is spliced from 4 exons. The coding region runs from base 163 to 1392 and encodes 409 amino acids. The record is from RefSeq and is a predicted model, not a curated record. NCBI's taxonomy places the organism in Eukaryota, Metazoa, Arthropoda, Insecta, Hymenoptera, Vespidae.
AAUUUCGGUGUAAUCAUUUUAUAUCUCAGAUUUAAAUAAUGUAAAAUCCAUUUUCUCUACGUAGUACGAAGAGAAAAUAUAUUAGCAAGCGUACGCUAUUAUUAAUACUGGAAAGAUUUUUUUGCGUGUCGUGUGUAAUAUCUUUAAAUUUUAUAAAGCACAAUGUGUGAUUAUUGUUCUUGGAUAGAACAAAUUUUAGCAAGAAUAAAUGUCGAAACAAGAUUACUCAAAGAAACUAUACCACCACCAUACGUUGAUCCUACCGUUAUAGUUCACGGUGGUGCAGGAAAAAUACCAAAAAAAAAACAAAAAUUGAUGCUCGAAGCGGUUAAAAAUGCUGCAUUGAAGGCAUAUAAAAAUCUUAUCGAUGGAUAUACGGCUGUUGAUGCAAUAGAGAUAGCAAUUUCAUGCAUGGAAGACACGCUGUACUUAAAUUACACAAAGGAAGCACCUAUGCAUACUAACGAUGAAAUCGUUUGGGAUGCAGGUAUAAUGACUAACGAUCUUGAUGCUGGUUCUAUAGGUUUCAUUCAAGGCAUUGAACAUCCCAUUAAACUAGCAAGAGAAGUCUUAAAAAAUACGGAUCACGUGCUCAUUGUAGAAAAUGGUGCUACAAAAUUGGCAAAAGAAGCUGAUCUUCCUAUAUUAAUGAGGAAAUUCAUGCCAACUGAUACUAUUCGUUUUAUUGAUGAAAGCGAGGAAGAAUAUUAUGAUAUAUCUUCUAGUUCUGAUUCUACUGAUGAUUUCUUAAUCAAGUGUGCAAAUGACAUUAAAAACGAUUAUAUGAAACACAAAGAGAAUGAUACAUCGAUUAUUAAAAUGUACUUUCCGGAAUGUAAUUUUUUAGAAAUGGAGGAGAUAGAAAUGGAAGAUGAAGAAUUGACAGAAUUAAAUAUUACCAUACCGUUUCACGAGGCUCGUACGGUGGGUGCGGUUGCUUACGAUCGAAAGAAACGUUUAUCAAGUGGAAUUUCAACGAUGAAAGAAACCAUAAAAACGAUGGGAAGUAUUAGUGCGGUCGGUACCGUUAUUGGCUGUGGAAUUUAUGCGGAUGAAAACGGUUGUUGUUCUCUUUCGGGUAAUGACAAAACGAUAUAUAAAUAUGCACCGGCUCGGAAAAUCGUUAGAAGAUUUAAUUCGAAGACCACGAUGAUGUUGGAAAUAAACAACGAAUUAGAUAAGUUUCAGAAAGAAACAGGAGAAUCAGAAAUUGGAGUUAUAGCUUUGAACAACAAAGGGGAACCAUCAAUCUCGUUUAAGACCUUACAUUUUCCUUGGGCCUGUUGUCGAAAUGGUUACAUUUAUUAUGGAUGUAACAAGUGUGAUAAAUUUCUUGAAGAAAUAAGAGAUUUAAAUCGUCCACUCGAUUGCAUGUGCGAAGUAUCUAGAUAGAUCUAUCGAAUUUAUUUAAAUAAAUAAUAAGACGACAUUUCGCUUACUUUUCACCAAUCGACUAUCAAAUAUUUUAUGGCGUUUCAUUAAGAGUUGGAUAAAAGAAAUUGUUAUUACUUACUGGAAAAAUAACGUUUUGAUGAUCAUCGUAUAUCCCGUACAAAGAGAAAGCACUAGUAUAUCCCUUGGUAUUUGUUCCAAAUAAUUGAUCCAUACUAAGCAACAUCGAAUAAAUUUCAUUGUGUCUCAAA